AUGUCUGUUCAUACUAAACCAACAUUAAACGAAUCUGAGUCUAUAGACUCACUUCCAAUACCACCUAAAGAAUUACUUGAUAAAAGCAGUUGGUCUUUUAUAGAACGUCAACCUAUGCCUACUUUACCUGUAUUUGAAGAAGAAGAAGAAGAAACCAUGUUACCACAAACACCACCCUUCCUUGCCUUUGUGAAAGGACACACACAUCACUUUUUAAAAUCUGCCUUACAGUUCAUUUUCAAAGACAAUAAUUUACCACUCAUGAUCAACAUUAUCUAUCAUUUGUUUGCCGCAAAAUCACUCAUAAGCCGGCCUUCUAAAGUCGUGGCACGAUACCUUGAUAUGCCUCCUACAGUUACAUUAGCAUCCCAUGCACCUCUCAGACAUCAAAUUGAACAAACAGGCACAGUAGCUGUUGAUGCCUUUCGAACUCAAGGUGUACUUCAUUUAGCCUUGGGAUUAUUAGGUACAUUAGCACUCAAGGAAAAAAGACAAUCUUCAGAACGCUCUGCUUUAACUGUGCUUACUUUGGCUUCUGUGGGACAAGCAUGGACUCACUUAGAUGCGUAUUGGAAAUCCAAGUCAUAUUAUACCUUGAAAGCAUUACAAGAAGUGGGUCUUUCAGAUGUGUUUAUUGCCAUGAUUGGUAUGAUAGCUUUGUUCAAGACAACCAAGAGAACAGGCAAGUUGUUUUAG
This is a messenger RNA of Gilbertella persicaria, 696 nucleotides long. RefSeq lists its product as uncharacterized. Lineage: Eukaryota; Fungi; Mucoromycota; Mucoromycetes; Mucorales; Choanephoraceae. The coding region runs from base 1 to 696 and encodes 231 amino acids. The transcript has a single exon. The record is from RefSeq and is a predicted model, not a curated record.